Molecule: messenger RNA, 4727 nt
Organism: Dimorphilus gyrociliatus
Lineage: Eukaryota; Metazoa; Annelida; Polychaeta; Dinophilidae
Source: the annotation of a GenBank genome assembly
GAAUCGUAUUGUGAACUGGACGGGUUCGCCGACUGGUGGGCCGCAUAUAAACUUCUGGUUGUUAUACUAAAACGCCGGACAAACAGCAUUUUAAUUCUUGUGGAAAUGAGGAGAUAUGGAAGAAAGUUCUUUUGACAACAAAUAUGAAGUAAUUGGCGAUGCAAUUGGGCAGUAAGUAAAAAUUAAACUUAUAUUCCUAUAUUAUCGUAACAUUUGUUUACGCGUAUAACUGACAUUCAUUUCCGUAACUUUACUUUAUUUACAAUCAAAUUAAAUCAUUAAGCCAUAUAGUCGAACGAAUUUUUAAAAAGAAGCGAUAAUUAACUAUUAAAUUCUUUUAUUUUUUCGCUAACAACUCUAUAACUUUGAUAUUGGAAAGUGUUCUAUUGUUAUUCUUUUUUACGUGUAAAAAAUGGUAUUGUUAGAGAGAAAUUACAAUUUGGUAUUUCCAUGAUUAAUCGUUCAAAAAGAUACUAUUAUAAUGCAUCUAUUCCUAAUUAAAUAGUCGGUAAUGUGUUAGUCACGAAUGAAAUUUUAGUUUAUAAAAAUUGAGAGCACCUAAGUGAAAGUAAAACUGACAUAAAUUAAUGGAUUGGUUUAAGUAUGAUUCUCUCCAACAAUAAAUCACAUGCAUAUAUAAGAAAAUCGGCCAAAAUAGCAUUAACUGAUUGUUAUGUGAAAAAAAAUUCCUGUUUUCAUUGUAUUCCUACAUAAAACAGCUCAUUAUUUAUGAAAAUAAUUCUCUGCCUUUUUAUUAGUGAUAUAUAUUACAGCAUUGUAUAUGUAUAUACAUAUCAAUUUGAUAGAUAAAAAAAGGCUAUUAUAUAAUACGAUUGCUCAUAAUUCUGAUUGUUAUAUUUUUCAGCGGUCAUUUCGCCACUGUUUAUAAAUGUCGUGAGAAAUCUACAAACAACUUCUAUGCUGCUAAACGGAUACGACAUGCAAGAAAUACUUUAUCUAAAUCCGGCGCCCAGCAGUCCGAUAUAGACAGAGAAAUAAGCACGUUAAAAUCUUUAGAUCAUCCUAAUAUUAUAAAGCUCUACGAUGUUUUUGCUGAUGUAAAAUCUAUUGGUAGAAAUGGCAAAGUUUGUGGUAAAGAGACUAUACUUAUCCUUGAACUGGUAGAAGGUGGAGAACUAUUUAAAAAAAUAUGUGAAGAGGAAGUUGCUUGCGAGGUGGAUGCUAUUUAUUACUUGCGUCAAAUUUUGGCAGGUCUCAAGCAUAUGCAUUCAAGAAAUAUUAUACAUUUGGAUAUAAAACCAGAAAAUAUAAUGCUAGAUAAAAAUGGUGAAAAUGUUAAAAUAAUAGAUUUUGGUUUGGCUAGAGAUUUAUUACACGAUUCAAAUAUUGAUUAUCGCAUGGCUGGAACAGUUCCGUACUUCGCUCCUGAGAGAAUAAAUGCAGAUCCUGUAUCACCUUACGCGGAUAUGUGGAGUUUGGGUGUUGUUGCUUGCAUUUUAUUGACUGGAGUAAAUCCAUUCGAAUGCACUGAUCAAGAUUUGCCAUUAAAAACGAGACAACAAGAAACUACAUCUAAUAUAACAAAAGGAGAAAUAGAUUUAGAAUCAGAAUAUUUUGAUUCUACCAGUGAAAAUGGACAAGAUUUUAUUAAGAAUCUCCUAUGCCCAAAUGCAAACGAUAGAAUGUCCGCUGAAGAGUGUUUACAGCAUCCAUGGAUGGUUGAUGAAAUUCCGACAAAUCAUAAACGUCGUAGCUCUCAAUUAAAUGUUAAGAAUCUACGAUCUUUUAUGGCUAAGGAAAGAUGGAAGAGUGCUGUCUACUCCAUUAGGGAAUGUUUAACCAUCAAUAAACGCCUUAGUUUGCCUACACACCUAAUAGAAAAUCAUAAGCUAUGUGUAGGAAUUAAAAAUAUGAAGGAAAUGUUAUACGUGAUUGAGGAAGAAGAAGACUAUGAUUUGGAUGAGGCAGGAAUCGAUACGGACGACGAUGACUGCAACGUAGUUAGUCGGGCUUUAUUCAGCGCCGCGCGACAAGGAAAUUUGGACGAUUUAAAAAACUUAUUGGCGACAGCUACUUCUUUGGAUAUUCAUCAAAAAAAUCGACACGGCGAAAGCAUUAUGCAUUUAGCUUGCAGCUCAGGAGGAGUUAAAAUCGUAGAUUUUUUGCGACAGAAAGGUGUCGAUUUUGAUGUACGUGAUCAAAAUGGUGACAAUUUAGCCUAUUGGUCAGCGAGACAGGGCCAUGUAGAAAUCUUAAAAUUCUUAAAAGAAAACGGCGUAGAUUUGAACGGAGAAAACGAUGUUGGAGAGACGCCCUUACAUGUUGCAGCAAGAUAUGGUCAUUCUGAUGUCGUAGAAAUGCUUUUAGAAGCGGAUUGUGACGUUAAUAAGCAAGAUAAAUUGGGUGAGACUCCUCUUCAUAACGCAGUUUUCCAUGCCCUUCCAUCAAUUUGUAGGAAAUUGAUAAAAGGCGGUGCGGAGAUUCACAUUCCGAAUAAAGAUUUGGAGACACCCUUACACAUAGGAUCCUAUAGGGGAAAUGUUCACUGUGUCGAAGUAUUGCUUCAAAAUGGAGCUAAAUCCAUGCCAAAUGAAGACGGGAAGACGCCAUUAGAUUUAGCUUGCCAUCGCAAGCACGUAAAUGUGGCGUUGACUCUUUUGCAUUCUGAUUGCGAGUUCGGCGAAUCUGCUUUAUUUACAGCUAUUCAAGAAGAUCUUUUGCCUGUUAUUCAAACCAUGUGCGCUUUUGGGUGUAAAGUAAAUAUUCGCAACAAAGAAGGGCUAACUCCUCUCAAUCUUGCAUCUAAAUUAGGUAAUGUUGAGGCUGUUAGGUGCCUCCUCUUGUCAGCAGCUGAUUUAGAAGAAGAAAUAAAACCAAAAGAAUUACAAAUUGCUGAAUUAUUCGAUAAGGUCAAUACAAUCGAGAAGAGGCAAUAUUUCACACGUCAAUUAAUGCCUGGAAAAGAACCUCUCAAUAGAAUAAAAGUAAAAAUAUUUGGUAAUAAUUCUGUCGGAAAAACAACAUUGAUAGAUUCUUUAAAAUGUGGACUAUUUACUGGUUUUCUACGACGCUCUAAAUUUGUUGUAAGCACAAGAGGAAUUGAUGUCCAACAGACUUCAAUAAAUGGUGCUGGAGAUGUAAGUUUGUGGGAAUUUUCCGGUAAUGAAAGCUAUUACCAUUAUUAUGAUCAUUUUAUUGGAGAUCCAAAUUGUGUACAUUUGAUCGUCUUUAAGCUAACGGAUACUGCAAGCAUUUACACAAAACAGGUUCUUUUCUGGCUUGACCACAUCAAAUCUCGAUUUCCAAUUCUCCAACCAAUUUUACACUCCGGAAGUCAAUUAAUACGCGGAAGAGUGGCGCUGGUAGCCACUCACGCAGAUCGUUCACCCGCACCUAAAGCCGUACUUUUUCAAAUGAUGUCAAAUCUCUUAUCGACGGUUGACAGACUUUAUUCAGCCGAUUUCUUGAUUCACCCGGGCAUUUUUAUGGUUGAUUGUUUGUCGGCAAAUUCCCCAGGUCUGAAGAAUAUUCGAACUUAUAUUGGGGAUGCGAAAGAGGACAUUACACAGUUGAUACUUAGGCCAAACGCUUUUUACGAAACAGUCUUAUCUGUCUUGCCUACUCUUAGAAAAAGUACAUCAAAAUAUGGUUGGAGCGAAUUUCUUAUGGUGACUAGAGAUUUAAACCCUUUAGCCAGUGAAGAGCAUGUAAGACAAGUUGUAACUCUUUUGCAAUUGGCUGGGGAGGUCGUCUAUGUAGAAGGAGACGACGAUGACUAUGUUAUUCUUCAGCCGAGAUGGCUCUGUGAUUUAUUGUCAUCAGACGCUCAUACUGAUUUAAAAGCUUUGAAAUUUCUUGAGAUAUUAGGACUUUGUGCCGAAGUCUCUGAAGAUAAUUUCGAAUUUCCCAAUAAAAACUCUUCAUGCAUUAGAUUGGAAGACACAUGGAAGAGAAAACAAUAUGAUGUUUACGGGGGUUUGCGCCUUAUACCCACAGGCGUCUUAUUAAAUCAUAUGUUCUCUCGAGUACAAGUUGUUCUAAGGAAAUUUUGUAAAUCAUCAGGCCUCGAUUUGACUCAAUGGUUAAAUAGUUCAAAGGUGUCUUCGGUUGAUGUGGAAUUGCUAAUAACAUCUAGAAACAACUCAAUAGACUUGCAAAUGAGAUCCAAUGAUUACAAAUUUUCUUUCCUAGAUGACAUUUGCAAAAUUGUUGAGAAGACUAUACUGUCUAUCUGUCCAGGCUGCCAUCUCUCAAGAAAUCCUCUAUCACCACAUUCUCUUAAAAACUAUCAAGAACCCAAGUUUUAUCAUACAUCUGAAAUUCUCAAGGCACAGCUAGAAGAUUUAGAAGUCUUAAAAUACAACAGAAUAGAAGAAGAUUACGCUCAUGUUGUUUGUCUAGGAGAUAGCGUAGUAAUAACUCCUGGAGUGCAUUUGAAUGCUUCAGCUUUACCUUUAAUAGCUAAAAGACGAUUAGCCCAACUGCUAGAUCCACCGGAUAGUCAAGGUAGAGAUUGGUGUCUACUAGCUGUUGAACUGGGACUAGAAGAAACUCUGCCAUCAAUAGACAAGAUACCAGGAAAAUCUCCCCCGUCUAGAACUAUUCGCUGUCUUGACGAAUGGGUAAAAAAUGAGCCACUUUCUGCUACUAUUUCCAAACUAAUAGAAAAGCUAGUAAAACUCGGAAGAGAGGAUGCUGUGAACACUAUUUUACAAAUGGCUCCAUUGUAUAGUGUGUUAGAUGACGAGAGACUAACGUAUACUUAA